Molecule: messenger RNA, 929 nt
Organism: Erythranthe guttata (spotted monkey flower)
Lineage: Eukaryota; Viridiplantae; Streptophyta; Magnoliopsida; Lamiales; Phrymaceae
Product: V-type proton ATPase 16 kDa proteolipid subunit
Biological process (GO): proton transmembrane transport
Cellular component (GO): proton-transporting V-type ATPase, V0 domain
Molecular function (GO): proton-transporting ATPase activity, rotational mechanism
Source: RefSeq, a predicted model, not a curated record
UCCACACACAAACACACGUAGAGAGAGAGAGAGGAGAGAGAGAAGAGAGAGAGAGAGAGAUCUAAAAUCCGAACCCUAACAGAAGACUGAAUAAAUCGAAAUUCAGAAGUAAUUUCGAUCGGAAAUAAUGUCUUCGACCUUCAGCGGCGAUGAAACUGCCCCUUUCUUCGGCUUCCUCGGCGCCGCCGCGGCCCUCGUCUUCUCCUGCAUGGGUGCGGCUUACGGGACAGCAAAGAGUGGCGUCGGUGUGGCGUCGAUGGGGGUAAUGAGGCCGGAGCUCGUUAUGAAGUCGAUUGUGCCAGUUGUCAUGGCUGGUGUUUUGGGUAUUUACGGUUUGAUUAUUGCUGUAAUUAUCAGCACGGGUAUUAACCCUAAAGCCAAAUCUUAUUACCUUUUCGAUGGUUACGCACAUCUCUCGUCUGGCUUGUCUUGUGGCCUUGCUGGACUUGCUGCUGGAAUGGCUAUUGGGAUUGUCGGAGAUGCUGGUGUUAGGGCUAAUGCUCAGCAACCAAAGCUAUUUGUCGGGAUGAUUCUUAUUCUCAUUUUUGCUGAAGCUUUGGCGCUCUAUGGUCUUAUUGUCGGAAUUAUUUUAUCUUCACGAGCUGGCCAGUCCAGAGCUGACUAGGAAAAAAAGCCAGUAAUUAAAUUUCAUUUCAGAAUGGUAAGAAAUUUCAAUUGUGGCUGUUUUUAGUGACCAUGUUGUACUAUGAUUAUUCUUCAACAUUGACGUUUUUUUACGUUUUAUUGUUUUCACACUGAAUCCCUCGUACCUUGUGCUAUAUUUUAUAGAAUUAGAUUUUUUUUUCUUGCUAAAUAAGAGCUUAUGGAGCCGUGAGCUUAUUGGCUAUUCGAUUUUGUGUAUUUUCGAAGCCGUGAACUUGAACAUGAAUUGUGUUUUCAUCAAAUAUUCAUUUCUUUUGUCCUGACAU